Trichogramma pretiosum is the source of this 1095-nucleotide messenger RNA. RefSeq lists its product as uncharacterized. Lineage: Eukaryota; Metazoa; Arthropoda; Insecta; Hymenoptera; Trichogrammatidae. The coding region runs from base 67 to 1095 and encodes 342 amino acids. The record is from RefSeq and is a predicted model, not a curated record. The transcript is spliced from 3 exons.
AUAAAUAAGUAUAACGAGGCUUUAGAUAGUUUAGAUAAAGCUAUACAAUUAACAGAUUCAACUAAGAUGAAAUUGAAGUUGUAUUGCCAAAAAGCUAAAUGUCUAGCUGCCCUUGGCUCUUCAAUAAAAAAUGAUGUAUUAAGAGAGAUUGAUCAAAUUUUUAAGAUAUCAAAGUUAUCUAUAGAGGAUACAAAUUUUGUAUUAAACAUUAUUAAGAAAACUAAAUCUGCAGUAGCAUCUAUGAAACAAUUCAAACCUAACAAUCAAGAGUUUUUACAAGAAAAAGAACAGUACAAUAAAAUUAUUAUUGAUAGAGAAAAAGUUGAUCCAUUUGAUUUUGUUGAAAUAAAAUUAACAGAAAAUAUGGGUAGAGGUCUAUUUGCUAAAACCAAUUUUAAAGCAGGCGAUUUAGUUCUAGUGGAAAAACCUUGUUUGAUUGGACCACAUUUUUCCAAUCAAUAUGUAUUCUGUUCUCAUUGUUUAUCGGUUGCAUGGACUGGAAUUCCAUGCGAAACAUGUCAUGAUUACAUAUUUUGUUCUUUAAAAUGUAAAAUCAUGGCCUGGAAAGAGUAUCAUUUCAUUGAUUGCUCAAUAACACCAUAUCUUAUUCUAUGUGACCGACACAUCCCUGAAUGGAUUCACAUGCACCUUAAAUUUGUAAUAUCAUUGAUGAAAGAUAAUAAAACAAUAGAUGAGCUUAGAUCCAAACUGAACAUUCCCAAAAAGGAUCAAGUUGAAAUAGUGAAUGACAAACCUGAACUAAAAAUUAAUUUAUUAAAUAAACUGAUGAGUUUAUCUCAUAACUUACCAAUGCAUCAAAAUUUUAUUCCUACCAUGUUUACAGUUAAAGCAUUGAUUUGUAUGGUUAAGUAUACAUCAUUUUUUUCUGAAAAAUUGAAAGAUAUGCAGUGUGAAGAUUUUUCAAAGAAUGAGGACUUUUUAUUCAUUGGAUCUUUGCUUUUGAGAUUAGCAAAAAUAAGUGCUGUUAAUUCUCAUACUAUAUUAUUGAAGAAAGUAGUUACCAACUUCAUGAUCUCUUACCUGAAAUGGGCAUUGUACGUAGAGGAUUUUGCGUGGGACUUAUUAGUAGUAUGA